Molecule: messenger RNA, 2991 nt
Organism: Eleginops maclovinus (Patagonian blennie)
Lineage: Eukaryota; Metazoa; Chordata; Actinopteri; Perciformes; Eleginopidae
Product: zinc-binding protein A33-like
Exons: 2
Coding region: 114-1742 (542 amino acids)
Molecular function (GO): protein binding; zinc ion binding
Source: RefSeq, a predicted model, not a curated record
UGCUCCUCUGACAUCACUACUGAAAGAGAAACUAGCAGCAGAAACAGAGCAGUUUGCUUUUGUGUUUAACUUUGCUUAACUGAACGAUUUGGAAAAACCUUCAAACACCAGACAUGGCUUCUGCUGCUAAUUCUGAGGAUAAUUUACGUUGUUCAGUCUGUCUAAACAUCUUCAAAAAACCUGUGACGAUUCCCUGUGGGCACAACUUCUGUCUUAACUGCAUCGACAACUACUGGGACACCAUCGAUACCACAUUCCAAUGUCCGCUGUGUAUGGAGAAAUUCUUGAACAGGCCGAUGCUUCGGGUUAACACUAUCCUUGCUCAGAUGGCUGCAGACUUCAAGGAAUCUUUUGAAGAAAAGUAUUUUGAAACUCCUGACAAAGCAGUAAAUGGAACCGUGCUCUGUGGCCUGUGCACAGGGGCGAAGCUUGCAGCAGUGAAGUCCUGCUUAGUUUGUUUCAUGUCUUACUGUGAAACACAUCUCGAGCCUCAUUUGAGAAUUCAGGCCAUGAAAAAACACAAGCUGAUCGACCCAGUUGAGAAUCCAGAGAGCAGGAUGUGCAAGACGCAUGACGAGCCUUUGGAGUUAUUUUGCAAGGUUGAGGAAAUGUUUGUAUGUGAGUCCUGUAAGAACAGUGACCAUAAAAAGCACAAGAUAGUCAGUCUGAAAGAGGAGGCAAACUGUAGGAAGUACACGCUGGAAAAAGACAAAGAAAACGCAGAUCAGAUGAUCCAGGAACGUAAGCAAAAGAUUUUGGAGAUCGAACGCUCAGUAGAGGCUAGCAGAAAAAAAGCAGCAAAGGCCCUGUCAUCCAGCAAGCAUUCGAUAACUGGUAUGGUGGACUACAUUAACAGAAGCUAUGCAGAGCUCACUGAGGUAGUUGACAUUAAGCAGAAAAAAUUUGAAACAGAGAGAAAAGGCUUCAUUAAAGAGCUGGAGGCAGAUAUUAUGCAAAUAAAGCAACAAAAAUUGAAGCUUGAUCAGGUUUCAAUUUCCAACGAUCCGAUGAUUUUCCUGGAGAAUCUCCUGUCUCUCACAAUCCCUCAUCCCUCGGUUAAGGACUGGUUUGGUGUGAAUUUUGACAGUGACGAGAUUUUGCUGCAAGAAGCCACGGCCCAGCUGGAGGCAACCGUGAUGAGAGAAAUAAGGAUGCUGUGUGAUCCCGACUUGAAAGAAAUGCAACGUCAUGCCGUGGACGUGACUCUGGAUCCUGACACAGCAAACCUUUUUCUACAUGUUUCCCCGGAUGGGAAACAAGUCACGUAUGGAGAAAAAAAGAGGAACCUCCCAGACAAACCAGAGAGGUUUGAACAAGUCCUAAAUGUCCUUGCAAAGGAGGGUUUCUCCUCAGGAAAAUUCUACUAUGAGGUCGAGGUUAAAGACAAAACCAACUGGGAUUUAGGAGUGGUGAACCAAUCCAUCAACAGAAAAGGAGAUAUAAGAUUGAGCCCCAAGAAUGGAUACUGGAUUAUUGGGCUGAAGAAAGGAAAAGAGUUAACAGCAAAUGUUAGCCCUGUUGUUAGCCUCAAGGUGAGGGAGACGCCUCAAAAGAUCGGGGUGUUCGUUGAUUAUGAGGUGGGUCAAGUUCUCUUCUAUGACGUGGACACCAGGGCUUGCAUCUUCUCCUACACUGGAUGUAACUUCACCAUGAAGCUAUUUCCGUUCUUCAGCCACUGUUGUAAUGACGACUACAGAAAUGCAGCGCCCUUGAUCAUCACUCCUGUCAAACAAAACAGAUGAGUUUGGUUUUGUGGAUUUUGUGAAAGAAAAACAGACCGGGCGAGGGAUUUGGGGAUAGAUCAUAGAGCAGUGAAAUGUUUUAGUCCUGAAAACUCUGGUGGUUCAUUUUGUUUCUCUCAUCCAUCAGUGUCAGAGCCGUGUGUCACAAAGUGUUGCUUGUCACACAUACAGCUGUAGAUCUCCAACUGACAACAUGCAGCCAUCAGGACAUUCAUGACACACACUGAAGCACACUGUGGGACAAUGAUGCCUUCAUGCAUUUAUCUGGGUAAAUAAAAUCUCACCGAGCUGUACAUUAUUUAAUUGUUAUUUUAAUUGAUUUUGAUAAUACCCUUUGCAUGCCAACAUAUUAAGGAGGGGUUGAUUAGUGUUUACAAGCAUUGUAAAGCAUUUGUGUCCUGCUUGAAGUAAUGUACAACUAAAGCUAGAGGAAAUAACUAUUACUGUGUUCACAAAAUAUUCUUUUAACUUCAUUGAAUACCCCUGACGACAGCAGAUCCGGCUCAGACAGACUUAAUAAAGCCACCAAUGGAAAAUAAAUUGGCACAGAAAAUGUUCAAAGAAAUUGAAGGACUCUUGUUAACUUGGUAUUCUAGUUUGGCUUUUUUACACCAAUUAAUGUUAUUAGGUUAAAAGUGGCUAUUAAACUUUAUUGAAUGGCACAAAUUAGUAUUUCCUCAAGUUUAAAUCAGCCAGAUCUUCUAUGCAAGUUAUUAAACAGGAUGUUUUUCUGCUUUGGUCUGAAAUAAUCAACUGGUAACUGAGCAAAGUCAAUCAUUUCUUUCUUUCCUUUUGUUCGUUGGUAACCUCAAAGUCAAUUUUCUUUUUUUCUUUAUUUCAGUUAAGUAUGUGUUUUUUUUUUAUGGGAACAUGAACCAAUGACACUUUAUGUUCAUGUGAUGUAGAAUUGUGAUGUGGUCAAUUAUUGAUACGAAAAUACUCAGAAAAUUGAUGAACAAUAACACUCAAAUGUGAAGAUAUGACGGAGUACACUCUUAUAUAAAACUGUCAAUUGAAUCAAUGUCAUCACUAUAGGGUGAGCACAUCUGUGAUUGCAAUUCUUUUUCCUGACAUUUUAUUUGGAUUAAAUGUAAAAUAAGAGAUUUUUUGAUCAUGUAAAUGUAUGCCUGGUCUCCAAUAUUGUACUGCAUGUCUUGAAUACAUUAAUAAGUAUUACUGUUUACAGUUUCAUGUUUGAAGGGGGAAAAAUGUGGGGCAAAAAUAAUAAAGGUAAUUUGGGAAAUGGUAA